UGACAUAAUAACAUAUAACUAUGCACCUUCACACUAAAAUGACACAUUUCUGUGCCUGACAGUAAAUCUGAUCAUCUCCGAUGCCUCAUUUUCGUGGACCGUAAGAUCACGGCUAGAGCCAUCGAGCGGAUAAUGAAGAAAAUUGGACACCUCUCACAUUUUACUGUCUCUUUUCUUACUGGAGGGAGAUCUUCGGUGGAUGCUCUGACCCCUAAAACGCAAAAGGACACACUGGAUUCUUUUCGCUCCGGAAAGGUCAACUUAUUAUUUAGUACAGACAUUGCAGAAGAGGGUAUUGAUGUCCCAGACUGCUCAUGCGUGAAAGAUUUGAUUUGCCAAAGACUACUCGUAGUUAUGUGCAGUCACGUGGACGAGCACGCCAGAAGGACUCUCAGUACAUACUAAUGAUUGAACGGGGAAAUGUGAAACAAAAUAAUUUGAUGUCUACGAUUCUGAGAAGUGAGAUUUCUAUGGUUAGGACUGCUUUGAACAGAGAUUCCGAGGAUCUACUCCCUGCUUUCUUCCCUAUUGGAGAAAUAAAUGAAUACCGUGUUGGCACAACAGGAGCAAAAGUAACCGCUGAUUCUAGCGUUAAUGUCAUCGUCCAGUACUGCGACAAGCUUCCCAAGGACAAGUACCACACCAGAAGACCUUUAUUUGAGUUCACCGAUCAUGGUGAUGGUUUUGUGUGUAAAUUAACACUACCAUCUAGCGAUGUGCUGCCGCCUUUGGUGGGUCCAAAAGUAAGAAGCAAGCAGAAAGCGAAACAACUUGUAUGCCUUGACGCAUGCAAGCAGCUGCAUCUGCUAGGAGCACUUGACGACUGCCUUUGUCCUCGUGUUGAAGAGCCAUCAAUGGGAACCGUGAAUAAAGCCAACGCUUGCACAUCUAGUUCUGUUGCAGGUACGUGA
Brachypodium distachyon (stiff brome) is the source of this 911-nucleotide messenger RNA. RefSeq names its product endoribonuclease Dicer homolog 3a-like. The coding region runs from base 315 to 911 and encodes 198 amino acids. Lineage: Eukaryota; Viridiplantae; Streptophyta; Magnoliopsida; Poales; Poaceae. The transcript is spliced from 4 exons. Gene Ontology annotation, cellular component: nucleus; cytoplasm. The record is from RefSeq and is a predicted model, not a curated record. Gene Ontology annotation, molecular function: ribonuclease III activity; RNA binding. Gene Ontology annotation, biological process: siRNA processing.